This is a messenger RNA of Acipenser ruthenus (sterlet), 1454 nucleotides long. It is a transcript of the gene fgg, whose product is annotated as fibrinogen gamma chain. The transcript is spliced from 9 exons. Lineage: Eukaryota; Metazoa; Chordata; Actinopteri; Acipenseriformes; Acipenseridae. The record is from RefSeq and is a predicted model, not a curated record. Gene Ontology annotation, biological process: blood coagulation; protein polymerization; platelet activation. Gene Ontology annotation, cellular component: fibrinogen complex. The coding region runs from base 59 to 1366 and encodes 435 amino acids. Gene Ontology annotation, molecular function: signaling receptor binding.
UCGCUAGCAGGAGUAUUUCAUUUUCCACAGAAAGCGGCAACGCUGUGAACAAAAAAAAAUGCUGCUGUUCAGAGCAAUAUCUUUGUUAUAUACAAAAUCUUUGGUUCUUUUUUUCAUUUCUUCCACUUUAGCAUAUUCCCCACCUUCACGGGACAUAUGCAGCCCUGAUCCAGAGUUUGGAGAAUACUGCCCGACAACAUGUGGAAUUGCAGAUUACUUGCAAAAAUACAAACCAGAAGCUGACAGAGAACUGAGUUACCUGGAAAACACCUUAAAUCAGAUCUCAAAUUUAACUACAGGAGCACACGAAAAAGCGAACUACAUAAGGGAUUCUAGCAUCUCCGCAAGGAAAUCUGCUCCACAGGAUCUAUAUUUGAAAAAAUCCAACACCAUGCUGGAUGAUAUUCUGAGAUUUGAGAAGAGUAUUAUUUCCCAAGAAUCUCAAAUGUAUGAGCUGCAAGAUUUAUUACGAGCAAAUGACCAGAGAAUGGUGCAGCUUAAACAGAUGGCUGUCCAGCUCGAGCAAAGAUGUCAAGAACCAUGCAAAGAUACUGUCACGAUUCAAGAAAUCACAGGAAAAGAUUGUCAGGAGGUUGCUAACAAAGGAGCGAAAGUCAGCGGUCUGUACUUCAUCAAACCCACAAAAGCUAAACAGCCGUUUUUGGUUUACUGUGAAAUCGACAGAAAUGGCAAUGGCUGGACAGUUAUUCAAAAGAGGCAAGAUGGCAGUGUGAACUUUACCAAAAACUGGAUUCAGUACAGGGAAGGAUUCGGAUACUUGUCUCCUACUGGAAAUAGUGAAUUCUGGCUUGGCAACGAGAAAAUACAUCUGCUUUCCACCCAGGCCUCUGUUCCAUACAUCCUCAGGAUGGAGCUGAAAGACUGGAAUGGCCAAACUAAGAAUGCAGACUACGCUAUGUUCAAGGUGGGACCAGAGGCAGACAUGUACCGCCUGACCUAUGCUUAUUACUUCGGAGGUGAUGCUGGAGAUGCUUUUGAUGGUCACGACUUCGGAGAUGACCCCAGCGACAAGUACUUCACCUCCCACAAUGGAAUGCAGUUCAGUACCCCAGACGCAGACAAUGACAAAUACCCGGGUAACUGCGCCCAGCAAGACGGCUCCGGCUGGUGGAUGAAUAGAUGCCACGCAGCUCAUCUCAAUGGCAAAUACUACCAACGUGGAGUGUACACAGCUGAAGAUUCUCAACCAAGUGGUUUUGAUAAUGGAAUAAUUUGGGCAACGUGGCAUGACCGCUGGUAUUCCCUAAAAGAAACUACAAUGAAAGUCAUUCCCAUCAACAGAAUCGGCAUGGCAGGAGGGCAGCAGCAUGGUGUGAAAGAUUUCGGUGGUCUGGGAGACAUCUAAAGGGACACUUUGUUUCCGUUCAGUGUAAACAACCACUUUCUCCCUUGUAAUAUGCCAACUUUUUCUUUAAAAAGGGUUUUCAAUAAAA